AUAGCAGAAGCAAUAACAUAGCAGAAGACAGAAUAAAGAAUUUGAUUUAACCACAUUACAAAUUUUGUGUUUACUUCAAUAGUUCAAUUUGGUUUACUCGGCAAACGUAUGUCGUAAUGACUUAGAGAUAUUCUUUAUCUCUAGUGUCAGUUUGUGUUGUGCUUAUCUUUCUGGUGUAAUAGUAACUUAAUGGUUUUCUUGUGCAGUGAACCUGUCUUUACCAUAAGGAAUUGGAUUACAAAUUUUAGGGUAUGAUGGGGCCAGGAUGAGUUGUUUAUCCUGUGCGGGUGAUGGAAAUCGGGAUUGCAUCCCUUCGGAAGAGUUUAACCGUUGGACAGACAGUCUGCACCAUGUGCUGCAUAGCAAAGACGGCAGAAAAUAUUUCCGAGAUUUCCUGUCUUCCCGUGGAUUGGAAGAUUCAGAGAAUACUUUGGAGUUCUGGGAACGCUGUGAAGUUCUCUGUAGAACACAUACUGGACACCGAGGACACUCCGGGUCCCACAAUUCCAGACACAUUGCUAACUUGCGUUUCAUGAAAGAUGCCCGAGAUUUGGUGGACUUUGCUGAGGACAAAAUCAACCUAGAUUUGGCAGCAAUGAGAGUGAUGUAUGAAGCUGUUGAAUCAGGGAAUGAGGACCAGAUCAAGAAUGCACUGAAAGAGGCGAUGCAGAGUGCCACAGAACUGUUAGCAGACGACUAUCAGCUGUUUAGGAAAAAUCUGUUAGAAGAAAGAGGACUGGGUAGGAGAACUUGACUAGCUGGUUGAGAACGUAUCAUUGAUCAGCUGUAAAUGAACAGGUUGUUUAUAGUGUGCUAAAUACUGUGCCUCAUCAAUCCAAUCAAAUCGCUUUGCAAGUAGUAUUGUUACAGAGUAUACUUACUUAGUAUGUUUACUCUAAAUAUACGAUUUUUUAUGUUUAAACAUUACUUUGUUUUUGUUAUUUUGAAAAUGUGUUAAAUGAAUAUUGAAAUAAGUGUAUUGUAGUGAAAUAGUUCAACCAAAUACAAAAAAAAUUUGGAAUGGUUCUAUGUUUACGUCAGAGUAAAUAUCAGUUUGCCUCUUACAAGUUUUUCUUACAUGAUUUCUUCUUUUUAAUCAGAAUUGGAAAGAAAAAUAUUUUAUGAAAUUAAUUUUUAAAACUGCAGUUAGGUUAUUAGUUUAACUGUGCAAUACACGUUAAGUUUUCAGAGAAAACUUUUAUUUGUUUGUGAAACAGUAUUGCUAAAGGACAUUUUUGUAUAGCAACUCACAGUUCCUAUAGUUUUAACGGAACAAACACAUCACACUGCCAGUUCCUUCUGUACUUAAGUUUUAAAAAUGUCUCAGGUUGAGCUAUGUACCAAAGGUAGCCUAUUUAAUAUUUGAUGUUAAUAACAUGGAUGUCAAGUGGUACUGGGAAUAAAAUAACACCAUAUUAUAGCAAGAGUACUUAUGUCAUUGCUGACGUUUGAGUGAUCAUCUCAGUUUUCCAAGAGUGUCAAUCAGGUUAAAACCUUCCAGCAAUUAUCACCAAUAUUUUAAAAUCCACGAUUAGAUUAUCAAUAUCUUGAUUUAUAACCAGAUAUUUUCUCAUUUAAAUUGUUAUCAUUUAAUCUAAUUUUGUCUUAACAUUUGACCAUUUACCAGUAUAUUAUUUUAAUCACCGUUAAUCCAAAAUUUGUGCUAGUACUGUAGAUGACGAAAUUUUGCUGUCCCCUUAAUUAAAUCAAAGAUUGUAAAUCAUGUUACCCAUGUCCUCCUCAAAAUUUGUAUUUUGUUUUUGAAACAAAUAAAAGAUUCAUUUCAUUAUUUUAGCCUAAGUUGUGAAGGUUAUUGAGCUCACAAGAUACAGUCAUGCUUUAGUGUUGGCAAAUGGAAUUAUAAGGUAUAUGUAACCUGGUACAUAAACUACAUCUUUGCCAAUGCACUGUAAAAUGUCAGCGUUUUCCUGAACAAAAUCAUAAAUUUACUUUAGAAUUAAAGGGUUUGUAAAUAGUGUUAUGAUGUUUAAGUUUAACAUAUUUAUUAUCUUUAUUUCAAUAUUUUCUGGAAAUACGGAAUAAAAUAUUUAUUA
Macrosteles quadrilineatus (aster leafhopper) is the source of this 2054-nucleotide messenger RNA. RefSeq lists its product as uncharacterized. The record is from RefSeq and is a predicted model, not a curated record. The coding region runs from base 266 to 754 and encodes 162 amino acids. The transcript has 4 exons. NCBI's taxonomy places the organism in Eukaryota, Metazoa, Arthropoda, Insecta, Hemiptera, Cicadellidae.